AUGGGCGACUCGGGCAACUCGGCCACCGAGAAGAGCGAUGAUGAAGUCAUGGUCGACACCCCAAGCAUCUCGGCGCUCCCGUCCACAUCGACGUUGGCCCGCACGGCCGUGACGUACGACGCGCUGAGCCCGAUGAAUCGUACGUCUCGCUGUCCGACAGCUUGCAGUCCAUCUGCUCGCACAGGCGAGACGGUCGACACGUUCACCUCGUUUGCCAGUACCAGCGCAUCGCCCUCGUUGGAAGUGCAGAACAUCGUCGCUCAACCGGAGAUGGUCAUCGCCGGCAUCGACCCGUCCGGAUUCAUUCGGGUGCGUGUGCGCGUCCAGCUAUUGGAGGUGCCAAACGGCCAGAAGAAGCUGAAUGCCCGCAUCACCGGCCGUCUUCCUCGGCAUUUGACGUUGAGCGACGUCCGCGUACUGCCGGUCCAUCGAGCUUCUUCUGACAAU
Mesorhabditis spiculigera is the source of this 447-nucleotide messenger RNA. NCBI's taxonomy places the organism in Eukaryota, Metazoa, Nematoda, Chromadorea, Rhabditida, Rhabditidae. The record is from the annotation of a GenBank genome assembly.